Messenger RNA from Tetrahymena thermophila SB210, 2436 nucleotides. Its product is annotated as DOMON domain protein. The transcript has 3 exons. Lineage: Eukaryota; Ciliophora; Oligohymenophorea; Hymenostomatida; Tetrahymenidae. Gene Ontology annotation, molecular function: transmembrane monodehydroascorbate reductase activity. The record is from RefSeq and is a predicted model, not a curated record.
AUGAUAAAAACAACUUGCGUUUUAUUUUGCUUAUUUUUAAGCUUUGGCCUAACAAUUUCUACUCAAAAUAAUGAAUAAAGAAUUUUAUAGGCUAAUGACCUCUCACCAUUAAGUUCAUCUAUGAUGUUAACUAAUGGGUUAACUUUAGACUACUAAAUAUAAGGCACAGAUUUAAUUAUGAUGAUAGAGUCUACUAAAUAACAAGGUUGGAUUGGAGUGGGAUUCGGAGCUACUAUGUCUAAUACAGAUAUGGUUAUCUUUUUUGCUAAUUAAGGUGGGCAACCUGCCGUAUCAGAUGUAUAUUCAUCCGGAGAAGUAACACCAUCAACUGAUACUCAGUAAGACUGGACUUUAUUAGGGUCACAAAUUACUUCAAGUAGUUUUAAGAUGAAGGCUAAGCGUGCUUUAAGUACUGGAGAUAGCCAAGAUACUGUUUUAGUAUAAGGAAAAAGUUACAGCUUUUGUGUUGCAUGGAGUUCAUCAACAAGUUUUGUUUAGCAUGAUGACUAUUAUUCGUUUUCAGGAAAACUAGAUAAUAAUUUAGGAACUGUUUAGGCUACUGCCAUUAAUAUUGGAGUAGGAGAAGUUGCACUAAAUGUUCAUAAAGUUUGGUUGUUUUAUGGAUGGGGUAUAGGAGCUGAUAUAGGUAUUUUUGUUGGACGUUACCUAAAAGCAUGGAAGCAUCACAUUUUAGUUCACGCAAUGAUCUUUUUCAUAAUCAAUGUUUCUACCAUUGUCUUAGAAGCAAUAGUAAUAAAUGGAAAUGAUUACAAGCUUGGUGAUGUCAGUAAUCUUGAUAGUAAUGUUAAAAAUCAUUUUAUAAUAGGAUGCGUAAUCAUGGCCUUGAUCAUUUUAUAGCAUUUAGGAGGUAUUUUACUAAAGAUAGGUAUAGAAGGAACAAACAAGCAUGUCAAUACUAUUAAAAAAUUCCAUUUAGUUUCUGGUAUUAUCAUCUACGCAUUAGCAAAGGCUAAUAUUUUGAUUGGAACAGAUUUAAAUAGCCCUACUUCUAUAACUUACAACUAUAACUAGGGUAUAAUAAUAACUGUAAUUUCAAUAGUCUUUCUUUUCUUUUGCGAAUUAUUUUCAAGAUUUUACAAGUACAAAACCUCAAACUAAAUAUUUGACACCAAUAAAUCAUUUGAUAACACUAUUCUUAAUGAAAAUCCUGAUCAUUAAGAACUCUUGAGAAUGCUCAAUGUAGAGAAAAGAGAAAUUUCAUAAAUAAUAGCUGCUUUACCAAAUUUAAAAUGGGUUAUUUACAAUCAAGGAAUUUAUGACAUAUCUGAUCUUGUUCAUCCUGGAGGAUAAUUUAUUAUUAAAGAAGUUAUAGGAAAAGAAGUCGGAAGAUAUAUGCUCGGUGCACUACCUUUGGAAGGACAUAACUUCUAACCUUAUGCCCAUUCUUCCUCAGCUUUUAAUUUAUUAAAAAAAAAUAAGAUAGGCGAUUUAAAUUAUGGUGAAUCUAACAUUCUAGCAUUAGCUAACCAAAAAGAAUCAAAUGAAGCAGAAAACAAUAAUAAUAAGCUGAAACUCUUUAACAAUUACAAAUUAAUCAAAAAAACACAGAUAUCAGAGACCACUUCUUAAUUUGAAUUUUAGGCAAAUGACUUGGUAAUCAAAAACGUUUUAUAAGGAGUGAAUUGGAUCGGUAGACACUUUUUGAUAAAAACUUAAAACUCCAACAAAAGUAGACUUUAUACUUAAUUGAACUGCAUGACUGAUGAAAAUGUAAAUCUUAGACAACAACUAGUUAAUUUUGCCAAAAACAAACUAGAAAUGAAAAAUACUGACAUGAUAGAUGUUAAGACUUUAAGCAAAUACUCUUAAACACUGCCAUUUAUCAUUAAAAAGUAUAACUUUUCUGGAGCCCUCUCUAAAACAAUUCAUGAACAAAACUCUUAAAUUAGUUAUCAAAUUUAUGGUCCUCUUGGAAAUGGUUUAGGCUUCAGUGAACUUACAUAAAAUAAAAAAUUCUGCAUUAUGACCGCAGGAACAGGUAUACUACCAUUCCUUGAUUUAUUUGACUUCUUACUUAAGAAACAAAUUUAGUAGAGUGUACCUGAUCAUGCAAAAGAAUUAGAUCCUUUCAAUGUAAAUUAUAAUAAAUAUUUUGAAGGAUGCUAAUUUACAGUAUAUUGUGCCUUUUUGAGUCUUGAUGAUUUUGUAGGUAAAGAAUGGGUUUUAUUCCUUAACUAAUUAAGUAAACAAACUCAAAAUAACCUCUUUAAAUUAGUUCUUAAGGUUUCUAAAGGUUAAAUGCCUGAGAAUGUAGAAAAGUUGAAAUUUAGAGGCUUUUAAGAUUUAAUAACAAGUGAAAUUAAUAAUGAAAGCUUUGAUAAGAUAUACAUUUGUGGUCCUCCUGUAAUGUUUAACAGUACAAUAGAAGCUUUAUAAAAGAAAUAAGUAGAAAAUACUAAAAUAUUUAUUGUUUGA